AUGCUAGCGGCGGAAAAACAUCGAGAGUCGCACCGCAGGCAAGCUAAAAUCCUGGAGUAUACUCUUCAAACAUUGGUGAUACUCCAGAUCAUAAAUGGGGCCAUCAUCUCCGCGAUAAGCGCAACGCAUUGGGGGGCAGGGGUUCCAACUGUAAUACUUGGAGCAGCGGCGUCAAUACUUGGCGGCAACAAAACACAACAACGGGAGCAACUGGCUUAUUUUGCGCUCGAUACUUUUAUCCGAAAGUGGCAUGACUGGGCUUAUGAUCUUGAUCGUGAUACCAAUAUACGUUGGGAUGAUCGUCGUGAUGAAUUAAACGAGUUCAAUUUCAACUCUGCCUACGAUCAGAUCCAAAGAUAUGAAUUGGACUCGGAAGCCAACUUGGUCAACUUUGCCUAUGCUGUGGCAGCGAAUGCACCAGCAAUUGGUGGCCCUACUUUGCCUAUCGGGCUCGGAGGAAUAGGCGGCUCACCUAUUCUUACACCACCCCGCAAAGCGCCUGUUUCACUACCGGUGACACGAUAG
Rhizoctonia solani is the source of this 525-nucleotide messenger RNA. RefSeq lists its product as uncharacterized. The record is from RefSeq and is a predicted model, not a curated record. The transcript has 5 exons. Lineage: Eukaryota; Fungi; Basidiomycota; Agaricomycetes; Cantharellales; Ceratobasidiaceae. The coding region runs from base 1 to 525 and encodes 174 amino acids.